UCUCUUUUCGUCGUUGCUGUUCGGCUUCGUUGCUGCAGAUUGCACGAGUCAUUGCUUCGGCUCCUUCGUUGCUGUUCGACUUCUCUCCUUCGACGACUUUCCCUUCUUGUCGGAUCGGAAGUUACCACAUUUUGAUCGGAAGCAACGGGAGCUCGCUGGCUGAAGUGAUUUUGGAUUUUUGAUAAACAAAGAUCAUGAGGAAGUUAAAGUUUCACGAGAAGAAACUCCUUAAGAAGGUAAAUUUCUUAGAAUAUAAAAGAGAAAGAGGGCAUCGAGAAGCUUUUGUUACUCGUCGCUACCAGCUUGUUCAAAGAGAUGAUUAUAAGAAGUAUUCAAGUAUAUGUAACAUGGUACAAAAGCUUGUGCACUUUUUGAAGCAGAUUGAUCCUAGAGAUCCAUAUCGUAUUGAGAUGACUGAAGCCCUCCUGGAAAAGCUCUACAAUAUGGGUGUGAUUUCAACAAAGAAGAGCUUGGUGAAGUGUGAGAAACUAUCCGUGAGUUCAUUUUGCAGGCGCAGGUUGGCUACUGUUCUGACGUACAACAAGUUUGCAGAAAAUCUCAAGGAGGCAGUGACGUACAUUGAGCAGGGGCACAUUCGAAUUGGCCCUGAUACAGUAACUGAUCCAGCAUAUCUUGUGACGCGGAACAUGGAGGAUUUCAUCACUUGGGUUGAUUCAUCUAAGAUCAAGAGGAAGGUGAUGGAAUACAAUGACGCAUUGGAUGAUUAUGAUGCUCUUAAUGCAUAAAUCUGUGUUCUCGCUUCCCAUUUUUAUUAUUUGAGAGGUAAAGCAUUGAGCUGUUUUUGACAUCAUCAUCUUUAACAAAAAAUGCUAUGUUUUAGGUGUUAUAAGGUUGGAAUUGAUCAAUUUCUUCACAUAUGUCGUAUGAAGAGUCAAUUUAGUCAUGUUUGGCUCAGCUGGUUUUGGUUACUUUUACAUCCAAAUAAAAUGUAUAUUUGCAUUUGUGCUAAAUUAGUUUCUUCUUUUCAUGUAAA
Molecule: messenger RNA, 994 nt
Organism: Dendrobium catenatum
Lineage: Eukaryota; Viridiplantae; Streptophyta; Magnoliopsida; Asparagales; Orchidaceae
Product: U3 small nucleolar ribonucleoprotein protein IMP3
Exons: 5
Coding region: 195-746 (183 amino acids)
Biological process (GO): rRNA processing
Cellular component (GO): small ribosomal subunit; Mpp10 complex; small-subunit processome
Molecular function (GO): rRNA binding; snoRNA binding; structural constituent of ribosome
Source: RefSeq, a predicted model, not a curated record